Messenger RNA from Rhodofomes roseus, 1401 nucleotides. RefSeq lists its product as uncharacterized. Lineage: Eukaryota; Fungi; Basidiomycota; Agaricomycetes; Polyporales; Fomitopsidaceae. Bases 483 to 1022 code for a protein of 179 amino acids. The record is from RefSeq and is a predicted model, not a curated record. The transcript has 8 exons.
GCCAAAUACCGUGAGCUCGCGCCACCCGGAUCAAACCGGCAAGUGUAUGUAAGUCGACUGUCCUCCCAACUUGAGCUUGAAGGUCGUUGCGCUCCCAUCCGUCUAACUUAUGAGGUGUUUCUCUCUCUCUCUCACGUUGGCAUGAUUUUUAUGGUGACGGAGAAGCGUCCCUUUGCUGCAAGCCGAGGGAACGACCGCGGGCAUGCCACGUUUGAUUAACAACUUGAACAGAGCGCACUGACAGGCCCGGGCCGCGAUGGCUACAGCCUGCGGUGACGAUUUCCUGGUUCAAAAUUGCUGGUCCAUGAGCCAAGGUCUCGUUUUGUAGCAUUUUACUGACGAAGGCCUGUCUGAUCGCUAUCACUCUCCGACGCGGGCCGGGACCGCGCCGUUGCGGCGUCGAGCUUUCAUGUCAAAUCCACUCUGUCCAGAGGCUCAGAUGGCGGUGGUACUGCCAACGCCGCUACAACUGAAGGCUUUGCAUGAGAAGGCAAACCACUCGGGACUGGGCCUCCGGCGGUGCAUCCAAGAGUCGGUAUCUGACAAGACGGACCGUUUUCUGGAUAGAAGUGUCCUCUCACUGUUGUCCAACACCUCUCUUACUCCAUAGCUGGUGGCAUCGCAUCAGUGCCCUCGGAUUGAGGCAUUGUCGCAACUGCGAGGGUAGCCUAUUCAUAGCACUCGCAAACGUGGGAUGGAUGUGGUGUCGGACUGUCCGGUUGGAAUUGUCUAUCUGCACGCAGGGAAGCCAUGAUCGAUACAACGAAAGGUCACGCACAGUUCAUAUUGGACCGCCAGUGAGGGCACAUAUGGGCUGCACGCAGUCUGAUCAAAUAUCGACGAAUAACAAAUCAGUUUGCCGGCAGUCACGUCAGGCUCAGUGGCGCUAUCCGGAGCCUACUUGUCAGUACCAUACGCUUAGACUCCCAGCAUUCAGCGGGUUGUCUGUCACGACAGGACUUGAACUAGGUUCAAUUGCAUCGGUCAAAAUCCGUCACAAGGCAUUCUCACAGACAACAUGACUUCCUGUCGGACGCAACCUCUACGGCGAUGCACAGAAUUGGCAGUGAAUAUUCUUUCCAAGCCCUGCAUACGUCGAUACAGCUUCCUUAUUGGUUCGCGAUGUAAUAGUCGAUGCGACACAUGGUUCUAGAAUUGUAAUCACGCCCCUGGGAGCGAGCGACAGUAGGAUCUGAGGGGUAUGUGAACACCAUCAUGAUCACCGUGUCUCUCACAGUUCCAGGGCUGCGGGACCGUUGACAGUUCGCGAACACGUCCUUUUGCGGCAGUGCGCCCUCUUUCUGUCAGGAUUCUUCUCUUCCCUCCUGACUUGCUCACCUGGCCGACGCCAUGUUUGGGGCGGCGGCAUCUUUAACUUGACAUCUCAUGAACAUCUCGUUG